UUAAACCUGUAGAAGUCAUUCAGCUUGUUCGCCCUUUCCAUUGUCCCCCCUGUAGCUCUGGUCUUUGUGUUGUGACCUGUGAUGGUCCUCACACCUUCCCAGACCUCCCUCAUGUUGUUCUCCCUCAGCUUCUGCUCCACCUUUAUCCUUUAAGGCCAGGACACACCAACCCGAUGGCCGACCGUCGGCAGAAAAGCAGUCGGACUGAUCAGUCAGCUCCCGUGUCCCCGAAUCGGUCAAAAAAGCGGCGCCGACUGGAGCAUACAUUCUGUGCGUGCGCGAGGCGUAAUAUGUCCCCAUAACAGCAGGCGGCGCUAAUCUGUGUUGUCGCCCAAAAAAAAAGAAAACCGGAAAUGAUGAUCACUCUAGACCUAGUAAACACAGAGCAUGCUGUCGUCAGUCAUUGUUAGUCAUAGAGUGUUGAUAGUAGUCAAGAAGGAUCAUUAUUGUCAUUACUUGCUGAACGAAAAAUACGAUGGCUAAUAAUGACAAGAUACUGGCGUUGGCAUAGUAUGUUUACCAUCGUCACUUCUGGUUUUCUUGUGCACUCACUGAUUCACUAGUCAAGGGCUAGCACUCCACCAGUCAGAUUGGUCAUUGAGGCCGACAGCCACUGGCCGAUUCUACAUGUGGAAUCAGCCAAAAUGAACGCCAACUCUGACUGACGACGGCACGGGACACACCGAACCGACUCAAGUCACUGACCUCGCCCGACUGUCCGACGAUAUCCGACAGCCGGGAUUCGGGUUGCUGUGCUGCCUUCAUGGCCUCCCUGUCCCUGCUCCUGAAGGCAGCCUUCUUCUUGUUGAGGACAGCCUUGACUUCCCGCAUUACCCAUGGCUUGUUAUUAGGGUAGCAGCGGACAGUUUUGACAGGGGAGACCACGUCAGCGCAGAAGUUCAGGUACUCCGUCAGACAGUGUGUCAUCCCCUCUAUGUCCUCAUCAUGCGGGUUGAUGAGCACAUCCCAUUGUCACCGGCUUUUUUUGGACCAGGGUGUACAGUAGCUGUAGGUGAACCAGGUUGGGAUCAGACUUCCCCAGUGGGGGGAGGGGAGUCACUCUGUAUGCAUCCCUCACAUUAGCAUACAGGAGAUCAAUUGUCCUGUUGUUUCUAGUAGGACAGUCUACAACCUCGUGAAAAACAGCCAAAGUAGAAUCCAAAGUUGCAUGAUUAAAGUCCCCAGAGAUGAUCAUAAAUGCCUCAGGGUGCUGUGUCUGCAACAUUGCUGUGACUUCAGGCCUCCAGAGUUGAUGAGGUUCGUAGUAGAAUCUAUUUUUGUGAAAAGUUUUGGUGAAAAGUUUAAUGAGAUCCUUCGAGGGUGAAGCAAUCCAAUAAAAACUUUCCACAGACUCAAACAACAAAUUUUCUGAAUUUUUAAGGUGCAUUUCAAGGUCAGGUAGCUUUGAAUGAGUUGUCAAUGUUGUUGGGGUAAUCAUUAUAAUAAGACUUUUUUUCAUUCUUUUUUAAUUAUUAUUCAAAUAAUCUGUUUGUGUAAUCUGUUUCAUUAUUUUACAUUUAUUUUAGACAACAAUAAUGGAUUACACGUUAAAUGUAACAUAUAUAACUCUUAGUGGACAUGUAGAAGUGCAUAAAUACAGAUAUCUUUAUUUUUUGGUUUUGUUUACAGUAUACAUUUUAAUAAUCUGCAGUAAUUCUACAGUUCUGUACCUUAUCUGUAUCCACAAAAACCUCCACGAGCCUAUGUACAUUUUCAUUGCAGCUUUGCUACUGAACUGUGUUUUUUACAGCACUUCUAUUUACCCAAAGCUUCUGAUAGAUGUUUUAUCUGAAAAACAGAUCAUAUCAUAUCCAGUCUGUCUCUUUCAAUUUUUCAUGUUUUACUCCAUUGGUAGUUCAGAGUUCCCACUGUUGGCAGCAAUGUCCUAUGACAGGUAUGUGUCUAUAUGUAAACCUCUGCAAUAUCCAACUAUCAUGACAAAAACUACAGUGAGUAUUUUCCUGGUUUUAUCUUGGCUUGUGCCUGCUUGUCAUAUUGCAAUCCCAGCAAUACUGAGUGCUGAAACUAAACUGUGUAACUUUACUUUAAAAGCAAUAUUUUGUAACAAUGCAAUUUACAGACUCCAGUGUGUACAAUCAAGAGUAAUUACUAUACAGGGUGUGGUUGCUUUAUUAAAUCUUGCAAUUUUUCCUAUGCUCUUCAUAAUUUUUACAUACACAAGGAUACUUAUGAUAUCCUAUCGAAGUUGUAGAGAAGUCAGGAAAAAAGCAGCAGAGACCUGUUUACCCCAUUUGUUAGUUUUAAUCAGUUUCUCCUGUUUGAGUGCAUAUGAUAUCGCUAUAGCUCGGGUGGAAUCAAAUCUUCCAAAAACGGCACGAUUAAUAAUGAUGUUACAAAUAGUUUUGUAUCAUCCUUUGUUUAACCCACUUAUAUAUGGCCUCAAAAUGAAAGAAAUUUCUAAACACCUCAAAAGGUUGUUCCGUCCAGCCAAAAUCAUUUGAUGUAAAAACAGUGAUUUAUAAGGUAAAGUCAUUUCUUCUGAAAUAAUCAUGCAGACAGGUGAAUUCUUGGAGUAUUUAAUGCACGCACUUUUUUCCAUUACAGACUCUCCACAGGUCCAGUGUAUAACAUUUAGGAGGAACUAUUGUCAGAAAUAGAAUAUAAUAUGAAUAUAUAAUAUUUAUAGGUAUGUUUUCAUUAGUGUAUAAUUAACUGAAAAUACAAAUUUUCCUUGCCUUAGACAGAGCUGUUUUUAUCUACACAGGGAAGGCCAUGUUGAACCGCAAUGUGACUACAGUAGCUCGUAAAGGAUAAACCAAACACUGGCUCUGGACAGGGCCUUUCACCUUUUUUGCGAGCCACUGUAGUUUCUCCGACAGAAGUGGUACUGAGUUAGUUGUAAUCUGUUGUAACUUCAUUGCUAGAUAACCCUACAUCCUACACACUGGUCCCUCAACAGUAAAGAGACUCUUGUUGCUCUGUUUGUAAUGGAAACAGCAAAAAGUGUGCUGAGCUUGAACAAUAUAAAGGCUAAUUAAUUUGGUGUAAUUAUUCAUAAUUUUAUUUGCUGCCAUGAAUUUAGUUAUCAAAAUUAGACACUGGUUACAAGUAUUGACAUUGAUCAUUGGCUCUGAAUGUCUUGCUAAAAUUAAAUGUUGGAUUUCAGCUAUAUAAACUAUUAAAGCCCAUGCCUAACGUGUAAAGACAACACUGACAGUGUGUACAGUACAGUACUGUAUUCUAAUAAUGCUUAUUAUUCAUUUAAUUUUUUUUAACAAUGAUAUUUGCUGCUCUCUGUUUUUGGUCUUCCACGGCUGCACAAGCUGACUCAGGAGAAAAUCAUUAUUUGUCACGUCAAGCUGUGACUUUAGAUUUGGUGUGCUGGAACAAACAGGGAAAGCAAGUGUGUGUGUGUGCGUGUGUGUGCGUGUGUGUGUGUGUGUGUGUGUGUGUGUGUGUGUGCGCGGUGGUUGGUGCGCUGGCAUCUGCCUUGAUUUUCAAGUUAGAAGUGGCCUUUUGAUAAAGCUGAAAUGGCAUGUAUGUUUGCAACAAAACAUUCUUUACAUUUAUGAGAAAAAUAAAAUCUAAAUAAACCUUAAA
Dicentrarchus labrax (European seabass) is the source of this 3561-nucleotide messenger RNA. RefSeq names its product olfactory receptor 13C2-like. Gene Ontology annotation, biological process: G protein-coupled receptor signaling pathway. The record is from RefSeq and is a predicted model, not a curated record. The transcript is spliced from 2 exons. Gene Ontology annotation, cellular component: membrane. Gene Ontology annotation, molecular function: G protein-coupled receptor activity; olfactory receptor activity. The coding region runs from base 1536 to 2462 and encodes 308 amino acids. Lineage: Eukaryota; Metazoa; Chordata; Actinopteri; Moronidae.